AUUUUGCAGAAGCCCUAGUAGCAUGAUGGGGCGGCCGAAAGCGAUACCAGAUGAUGACGACGGCGAACUUUCACAGUUCAAAGGUUUCGAUGUCGAUAACGAUUUCGCUAAGAGAUUGUUGCACAACAAGGAACGCGAGGAUCUUCAGCGAUACGAAGAGAAGAAUAAGCAAGGUCUCUUCAGCGAGUCCGAGGAAGAGCCUGAGACGGAGUCUGAGCCGGAUUCUGAUCUUGGAAAUCCAGAAAGCAAUCUCAAAUUCGUUGAUUUGUUGAUUAAGGUAAAGAAAAAGGAUCCUAUUAUUAAGGACAAAGAUGCUAAGUUCUAUGAGUAUGAUGAUGAGAGUAGUGAAGAAGAUGAGGUUGAUAAGAAGGAUACGAAAAAGAAGAAGAAGAAGAAGAAGAUGUAUUUGAAAGAUGUUCAGGCACAGCAUUUGCUUGAGGGAGGUCCUGAGUUUGUUGAGGAAGAUGAGGAGAGGAAAGUUAGGACUUACGCUGAGGAGCAGAAAGAAACGAGGAAAGCUGUGACUGAUGCUUGGAAAGCUGAAGGGAACGAGAGUGGUGAAGAUGAUGAUUUUUUGAGAGUUGUGGAGAAGGAAGGAGAUGAUGAUGUGGAGGUUGAUGAGGAGUUAGCUAAGAAAAUGGAUGAGUAUUAUGGUGAUGAAGCUGAGGCUACUGAGAAUCAGUUUUUGAAAGAUUACUUGGUGAAACAGUUGUGGAAGGAGAAAGAGGAGAGGGUUCCAGGUGAAGAAGAGUUGAAGGAGUUGAGUGAGGAUGAUCACGAGGUUUGGGAUCAGGAGGAUUUUGAGGCAGGAAGACCGUUGGAUUUAUUAAACUAUAGGCAUGAAGAUGAGAAUGCUGGGGACACUGUUAUGGGUCAGUCUAGGGUUGUGGAAGGGUCGGUGAGGAAGAAGGAUAAUGCGAGGAAGGCGCAGAGGAAGAAUAAAGACGAGAGGAUGAAGAAGGAGGAUGAUGUGAGGAAAGAGGAGUUGAAGCGGUUGAAGAAUGUUAAGAAGAAGGAGAUUAAGGAGAAGAUGAAGAAGGUGCUUUCUGUUGCUGGUUUUAAGGAUGGAGAAGAGUGUCCGUUAGAUGCCAAAGAUUUUGAUGAUGAGUUUGAUCCUGAGGAGUAUGAUAAGAUGAUGAAAGCUGCGUUUGAUGAUAAGUACUAUGGUGAGGAGGAUUCGGAUUUGAAUAGUGAUGAGGAUGAUGAUGGAGAGAAACCAGAUUUUGACAAGGAAGAUGAAUUGCUUGGACUUCCUAAAGAUUGGGAUGUGACUAAAGGUGGGGAUGUUUUUGCAGCCGCAAGAGAAAAGGUUUUGAAGCAUAAGGAAAACAUGUUGGGUAUUGAUGAAGAAGAAGAAGAAGAUGAAGAGGAAGAGGAAGACGAAGAAGAAGAGGAAGUAGAUGAGGAGAAGGAGGCAGAGGGUAAGAGGAAGAGAAAGCGAAAAACGUCUCUUGUACAAAAGACGAAAGAAGCUUUGAUGGAGGAGUACUACAAGCUAGAUUAUGAGGAUACAAUUGGAGAAUUGAGAACAAGGUUUAAGUAUGCGAAAGUACAACCAAACAGAUUUGAACUGGAUACAGGAGAGAUACUUACCUUAGAUGACGCAGAGCUGAACCAAUAUGUGCCAUUGAAGAAAAUGGCUCCUUAUGUGGAAAAGGAUUGGGAGGUGAAUAGGCAUAAGGUCAAGGAGCAGAAACGUAAGAUCAGGGAGUUGUGGGAGGGUAAACACGAUGAGAAGAAAAGCAAGAAGAGGAAGAAGAAUGAUGUUGUUGAGACCAAACCAACACCGAAAGAGGCUGAGGCUGAGGCUGAGGCUGAGGCUGAGGCUGAGGCUGAGGCUGAGGCUGAGGCUAAACUAUCGAGAAAGGCCAAGAGAAGAAGGCGUCAAGCAGAGAAGAAGCUUCCUCCUAGCAGAAUGGCUGCGUAUGGGAAAGCAUAAUAAUAAAAAGGGAAACUAAUGCAUUUUCAUUUCUGUUCUUUUUAAGUUUUGAGCUACAUUUUAAGUUCUCGAAUUUACUCUUGUUAUCUCCUAAGUUAGUGAGAUCAUAGAGAGUUUUAGCUUUAUCGUUUCCUAUUAUAGAUAUUUUAAGUUUAUCAGUUUUCGAACUGUAUAAGUUUUAGUUUCAUUGUUCUUCAGUGUUUUGAAUUUAUAUCAAUCUUUCUUCGUCAGUUUUGAUUCUUUAUUAUUCUUUUAGACUCGAAGAAUCAUUGGUUCAUUUAUGUAACAAUUCUUUGAUAAGUUAUCAACUAAGAGAAACUCCAA
This is a messenger RNA of Arabidopsis thaliana (thale cress), 2263 nucleotides long. Its product is annotated as KRR1 family protein. The record is from RefSeq and is marked reviewed. The transcript has a single exon. Bases 23 to 1939 code for a protein of 638 amino acids. NCBI's taxonomy places the organism in Eukaryota, Viridiplantae, Streptophyta, Magnoliopsida, Brassicales, Brassicaceae.